Trifolium pratense (red clover) is the source of this 606-nucleotide messenger RNA. RefSeq names its product sporozoite surface protein 2-like. The record is from RefSeq and is a predicted model, not a curated record. The transcript has a single exon. The coding region runs from base 1 to 606 and encodes 201 amino acids. Lineage: Eukaryota; Viridiplantae; Streptophyta; Magnoliopsida; Fabales; Fabaceae.
AUGGAUCCCAACAAUUCUUCUAAUUAUCCCAACAAUUCUCAAAAUCCCAACAAUUAUCAAAACUCCAACAAUUAUCAAAAUCCCAACAAUUAUCAAAAUUCAAAUCAAUUUUUUAACCAACAUCCUCAAAACAUACCUAAUUUUGGUUUAACACCAAAUUUCAACCAAUCAUCCUUUGUUCCAAACUUUCAUCCAUAUUAUGGAUCUAUGCUGAGAAAUCCAUCUCAAACACCCCCGUUUAAUGGUUACAUGCCGAUGGUUAAUGAAAAUUUUCCGAGUGGUGGUACAACUAACUUUCCCGAAUUCUCAACACAAAUAACUAUUGCUAAUGAAGAUUCAACUCCUAAGAGCAAGAAAAACCAGCAACCAUCAUGGAACACUGAACAAAAUUUGGUGCUAAUUAGUGGGUGGAUCAAAUUUGAAACAAGCAGUGUUGUCGGGAGAAACCAGAAAGGUGAAACAUAUUGGGGUCAAAUUGCUGACUAUUGUAAUGAGCAUUGCUCAUUCGAUCCUCCGCGUGAUGGAGUUGCAUGCCGAAACAGUUUUAAUUAUAUGAACAAAAUACUGGGUAAAUGGAUUGGCGCUUAUGAUGGCGCUAAGCGUUAA